Molecule: messenger RNA, 507 nt
Organism: Theileria orientalis strain Shintoku
Lineage: Eukaryota; Apicomplexa; Aconoidasida; Piroplasmida; Theileriidae
Exons: 1
Coding region: 1-507 (168 amino acids)
Source: RefSeq, a predicted model, not a curated record
AUGCAGUGUGUUGCAACCCUGAUAAUAGCGUUGUUAACUUUGGAAUGCAGGGCCGAGAAAAUGGCUCAAACAUUGGACAUUUCUAAGAAUCUAGACGAUGAAAUGUUCAGGAUGGAGCCGAUUAAGGAUGAGGGAGAGGAGUUUAUCAGAUAUACCCCCAAAAGGAGCUUUAUAAUCGCACGGGUAAUUCAGGACUACAAUUUCAUAUGGCAAAGGCUUUCUUAUAAACAGCAAUGUCUUCAGGUUGACGUUUAUAAGAGUAACGAUAAGCCUUUUCUAAUUUACAUGAAAGUUGUUAAGCCCGAUGAGGAGUGGAAUUUGUAUUUCAUGAACACGAUUUCCACCUGGACACCCAUUACAUACUCAGAUUUUAAAGACGCUUUAAAUAAAAGAUCGAGCCGUGGAUUCUUGGGGUUGUUUAAAAGGAAGAAGGGCUCGUUUCUAUCUCUAUCUACACACUUGGCUUUAUUAAUCAGUCUAUUAUCAUCUCUUCAUGGGAUAACAUAA